Messenger RNA from Aspergillus affinis, 426 nucleotides. RefSeq lists its product as uncharacterized. Lineage: Eukaryota; Fungi; Ascomycota; Eurotiomycetes; Eurotiales; Aspergillaceae. The transcript is spliced from 3 exons. The record is from RefSeq and is a predicted model, not a curated record. The coding region runs from base 1 to 426 and encodes 141 amino acids.
AUGCAGCUCUUUACCACUACCCUCCUCAUCGCAGCCCUCGGUCUGAGCACCUCAGCUCUCGCCGCAGCCAUACCAGACCCCCAGCCAGCGGUGUCCGAAUACCGCUGGCAUGGCUGUGCCGCGGGUAUUUCCUGCACUGCAGAUACCGACUGCCGCGUUGACGACGGCUGUCUGUCCACAUCUGGCAACAUCGUCUCCAACAUCCACUGCGGACAGGCUAAUCACCCAAAUAGCUGCUGGGCUGUACGUUACCUGAACUUUCAUUGUCGUCUAGGACUGCAGAUUGCUGAUCUUUAUGUGCUCGAUAGGAAUGGUACACUUGAUGUUCGCACUGUGGUAUUGGAGCCACCAGUCCAGUAUGACAGUGGUGCAGAUCAAUGGAGGUACUUGUUUUGCUUUUUUGGCUUGAUUGAUCUUCCAAUUUGA